GGGCGUGUGACGAGCGCGAGUAAAUAUGAACGCAGCUGAUGUGAUAGUGAAAUUGGGUCGGUGCUUGGUGCUUUCCUUUCCUUUGCGACCACAGAAGAGGGCGGACCCGCAGUCGACGCUCGGACACACAGUAUAGUGCACAGCGCUGUCUUAGUGCCUACCACCUUCAUAAACCAUGUCUCUGCCACCUCCAAUCCUCAAACCAGAGAUCAAGUACACACAGAUUUUCAUUAACAAUGAGUGGGUAAACUCCGUAAGUGGAAAGACGUUUGCGACAAUAAACCCUUGCACGGAAGAACCUAUAUGUCAGAUACAGGAAGGUGACAAGGCAGAUGUUGACAAGGCAGUGGCUGCCGCUAAGAAAGCCGGGGAGCUGGGAUCACCAUGGCGACGCAUGGACGCUUCAGCACGUGGUCACUUGCUCAGCAAGUUGGCAGAUCUGAUAGAGAGGGACAUGGUUUAUCUGGCUUCACUAGAAACCCUGGACAAUGGAAAGCCGUACAAAUAUUCGUACAAUGUUGAUUAUCCUAUCGCUGUCAAAACCUGCAGACACUAUGCAGGAUGGCCAGAUAAGAUCGUGGGCAAGACCAUUCCCAUAGAGGGUGAUUUCUUCUGCUUCACUCGUGUUGAGCCCGUAGGGGUCGUUGGAGCAAUCACACCUUGGAACUUCCCUGGCAUGAUCGCUUGCCAGAAGAUCCUCCCUGCUCUCGCCGCCGGAUGCACACUUGUUUUGAAGCCAGCCGAGCAGACGCCUCUCACCACGCUUUACAUUGCCGCGCUGUGCAAGGAGGUGGGCAUCCCUGCGGGCGUGGUCAAUGUGGUGCCGGGGUACGGACCGACCGCUGGUGCCGCCCUCACCGAACACAUGGACGUCAACAAGAUCUCAUUCACGGGCUCAACUGAGGUGGGGCACCUGAUCCAGUGCGCCUCGGGAAAGACGAACCUGAAGAGAGUUUCGCUGGAGCUGGGAGGCAAGAGUCCAAACGUCGUGUUUGCUGACGCCGACCUCGAUGAGGCGGUGCUGGUGUCACACAACAACCUGUUCUUCAACAUGGGUCAGUGCUGCACGGCUGCCUCACGCACAUACGUGCAGGACAGCAUAUACGACGAGUUUGUACGGCGCAGCGUCGAUCUCGCGAAGAAACGCUCCAUAGGCGACCCCUGGUGCGACAACGUCGAAAACGGUCCACAGAUCGACAGAGAUCAGUUCGAUAAGGUGCUGGAACUGAUCGAGAGCGGCAAGAAGCAGGGAGCAAAGAUGGAGUGUGGAGGCGGUCGCCACGGUACCAAGGGCUACUUCAUCCAGAACACUGUCUUCUCCAAUGUCACCGACGACAUGAGGAUUUCGAAGGAGGAGAUCUUCGGACCCGUGCAGCAGAUCAUCAAGUUCAAGUCGAUCGACGAGGUGAUCAAACGAGCGAACAAUACGACGUACGGGCUCGCCGGAGCGGUGUUCACGAAGGACAUCGACAAGGCAUUGACCCUCGCCCAGAGCGUGCAGAGCGGAACAUUCUGGGUGAACUGCUACAACGUUGGUGGUCCUUCAACACCAUUCGGUGGAUUCAAGAUGUCCGGGAUUGGUCGUGAAGGAGGCGAGUACGGACUUCACGAGUUCUGUGAGAUCAAGACCGUUGUCAUCAAGAUUCCACAGAAGAACUCGUAGACGGCAGACGACGUGCAUCAGGUGCACGAACAAACCAGACGGCAGACGGUCACGACCCCGGAAAACAAGUUACACACACGUGCUAGUCUCCAAAUCAAAACAAUCCUGAAGGCUUCCUAUUCGCGCGGAAUGUUCGACGUGGAAUAGAAUAGAUGAUGGGUUAACUCUCUAGCUAUACCUUCUCUCUAGAGGAUCAACUCACUUUUGCUUCUAUCUGGUUCCUAAUCUUUGUUUGUUAUGCGGUUCUGCGUGCAAGUGGUAACAGGUAUUUAGAUAACCGAGAUAGUAUAUUUAGAUGUACUGUACGUGUGUUAUAAUCCAGAGUGAAUAGUAUCAGAAGUAGUGAGUAGAAGAAUAGUAAAUAUCAUGACUUUGUCGACAUCGCAGCAUUGGUACAUUUUUUGUACAUUGCUGAUAUUAUAUAAUUAAUUAAUAGCCGGACCUAGGAAUUGGUACAGGCUAAAAAAUGUAUUGAUUCGGGUACUUUUACAUUCUGAUUAUAUGGGUGAUGGGAGUGUCAUGGCCAGAUUAAACAAGUUACAACUACAUCAAA
Molecule: messenger RNA, 2216 nt
Organism: Priapulus caudatus
Lineage: Eukaryota; Metazoa; Priapulida; Priapulimorpha; Priapulimorphida; Priapulidae
Product: retinal dehydrogenase 1-like
Exons: 14
Coding region: 176-1663 (495 amino acids)
Molecular function (GO): aldehyde dehydrogenase (NAD+) activity
Source: RefSeq, a predicted model, not a curated record